GCCCUGCCCGCUCGCCCCCGCGCUCGCUCUCGCCGUCCCGGCGCUCGGGGCGCCGCGCGCGGGCCCGGCCCGGGGCAGGGCGGACAUGGGCGCCAAGCAGAGCGGCCCGGCCGCCGCUAACGGCCGCACUCGCGCCUACUCGGGCUCGGAUCUCCCUUCCGGCAGCGGCGGCGGCGGCGGCGGCGGCGGCGCUGGGGCCAAUGGGACCGCGGGCGGCAGCGGGGCGGCGCGGGCCGCGGCCGCGGGGCGGUUUCCGCCCCAGGUGCCCGGCGCGCACCAGCCCGGCGCUUCGGGCGGCGCCGCGGCCGCCCCGGCUGCCCCCCGCAGCCGCUCGCUCGGCGGGGCCGUGGGCACCGUGGCGUCGGGGGCGCGCGCCGCGCAGCCCCCCUUCAGCAUCCCCAACAGCAGCAGCGGCCCGUACGGCUCGCAGGACUCGGUCCACAGCAGCCCCGAGGACGGCGGCGGCGGCGGCGGCGGCGGUGGCGGCGGCGGCGGCGGUGGCGGCGGCAGGGACCGGCCGGCGGGCGGGGGCCCGGGCGGGCCGCGCCUGGUGAUCGGCUCGCUCCCGGCUCACCUCUCGCCGCACAUGUUUGGAGGAUUUAAGUGUCCUGUUUGCUCUAAAUUUGUACCCUCAGAUGAAAUGGAUUUGCAUCUUGUGAUGUGUUUAACAAAGCCAAGAAUAACCUAUAAUGAGGAUGUCCUGAGUAAAGAUGCUGGGGAAUGUGCAAUAUGUCUAGAAGAGUUGCAGCAAGGAGAUACUAUAGCACGGCUGCCUUGCCUAUGCAUAUAUCAUAAAGGCUGCAUAGAUGAAUGGUUUGAAGUAAAUCGAUCUUGCCCUGAGCACCCUUCAGAUUAAGCAUCAGCAUCCAGUUUUAUAGAUUUUCUUUCAAGAUGCUUGAAAACUGAGUGGAUAUGAGGAUCUGUCUCUGGACAAAUGAAAACAGAAAUGUAGGCGUACUCCGCCAGUUAUCUGAGUUCUGUGAAACUCAGAAAUGCAGAAAUGGACAAUCACAUACGGGAAAAAUUCCUGGUGAAGAGAGGACAGUAACCACAGAAUUCACUGUACCAAACAUACAUAUAAAGGACAAACAGGGAUUUUGAAAAUGCUGCACAUCCCUUAAUAGUCAUCUGCAUAGGUAAUGCUGAUAAAUAUGUUGUAUUCAGACGCCAAAGUUAACUAAUUUAAAAGUUGAUUCACUUUUUAUUAAGUUCUUUAUAGAGUUGCGCAAGUAGUUUUAUUUUGACUUGUUUUGUUUUUGUUUGGGGUUUCUUUAUUUUCCCCAACAUGAUAUUUCUGCAUUCAUCUAUUCUUAAAUUGAAGACCACAUAAUUUACUUCUUAUAUAAAGUCUUAAAUGUGAAACCAAGAAAUGUAAUCAAGCAGUAAAACAUUCUCUGAAUGUAGACCAUGAUCUCAAGUUCUUCUGUUUUCCUCAAGAGUGGAAAAUAGACUUCUACAUAGGAAAGCAAAAAUGUUAAUACAUAUUUUACAAUUAAAGGCUUAAUAUGAUCAGAAUGCAGUCCAAAGAAUAAAUCAAGUUACAUAAUUACAUUUUAAUUAAUUAAAUCUAGAAUUGUCUAUGGAAUUGCAAUUUAUUAGAGAUAUUGUUUCCUCUUCAACUGCUCAACAGUUAAUUAGCAGUGAAACAUCUUGCAGCUAUGCAACUUUUUAAAAAAAAUACAGAUUACCAAUUUUAAGUGCUGCCAGCUACAGUAAUUUUGUUUAACGGGUAUUUUUAUUUGUUCUUUUCAUAUCAUUUUAUUGUGCUUUGCAUUUCCAGGCAGUUUUCCCACAGUUGGGUAAAAUGUUAAGCAGGUUGUAAACUUAAUAACUUAUGAAAAAGGUGAAAUAAAACAUUUUUGAGUGGAACUUGAAAUAAUUUGAGGGACUUUUAUAUACUUUAAAAUCAGAAUUUAAUUGGGAUACCAGAUUUAUAACAAUUUGCAUAUUAAUUUUCCAGGUAAUCUGGAAGUUAGUGUUUGAUAAAUAAUUUUUAAGUAAAAACAAAAAUUUUGUUAAUUUAUAAUUUAUUAAUGUGUUAUUGCUAUAACUGAAAAUGUUAUAGAGACUUCAGUCUUCUGUAGAAAAAAAUUGUAUUAAAAUUAUGUUAAUAAAUAUUUCCACAAAACACAUCUGAAUGGUUAAAGGAAUGCUGGAAGAUUGAAAUUAAGAAAUGCUGGAAUAUCAGGGCUACGACAGUGGAUAUCUUUUCUUUAAUAUCUGAAGUACCAAUAAAUAGGUUUUGUGUUUUCAACACAGGGAAACUGUUA
Molecule: messenger RNA, 2270 nt
Organism: Sorex araneus (European shrew)
Lineage: Eukaryota; Metazoa; Chordata; Mammalia; Eulipotyphla; Soricidae
Gene: ZNRF2
Product: zinc and ring finger 2
Exons: 5
Coding region: 86-856 (256 amino acids)
Source: RefSeq, a predicted model, not a curated record